CUCACAACACACCCAAAAAACAUCAAGAACGUGAAAAAUCCAUAAUAGAAACUUGCAAGCGAACAGCAAUGGCAAUCUCUUCUUCUUCUUCUUCUUCGAUGCUGCUAUUUCCUCUGUUAUUGGCUGGUGUGCUCUUGCCCUCUGUUGUGGCCAAUUUCUACCAGAAUGUGGAGAUAACGUGGGGAGACGGACGUGGGCAAAUCAAGAACAAUGGCGAUCUUCUCACUCUCUCCCUCGACAAGCCUUCCGGCUCCGGGUUUCAGUCCAAGAACGAGUACCUGUACGGCAAAAUCGACAUGCAGCUCAAGCUCGUCGCCGGAAACUCCGCCGGAACAGUCACUGCCUAUUACUUGAAGUCGCCUGGAACAACGUGGGACGAGAUCGAUUUCGAGUUCUUGGGAAAUCUCAGUGGCGACCCUUACACUCUCCACACUAAUGUCUUCACGCAGGGCAAGGGCAACAGGGAACAGCAGUUCAAACUCUGGUUCGACCCGACAGCAGAUUUCCACUCUUACUCCAUUCUCUGGAACCCACAACGCAUCAUAUUCUCUGUGGAUGGGACUCCGAUCAGAGAAUUCAAGAACAUGGAAUCUCAAGGUGUUCUAUUUCCGAAGAACCAGCCGAUGAGAAUGUACUCAAGCCUAUGGAACGCCGACGACUGGGCCACGAGGGGCGGUCUCGUCAAGACCGACUGGUCGCAGGCUCCAUUCACGGCCUCCUACCGCAACUUCAAGGAGGAUGCAUGCGUCUGGUCCAACGGCAAAUCCUCCUGUCCGAACGGGUCGAGCCAGGGGACAAGCGGAUCCUGGUUAUCUCAAGAACUGGACACGACCAGUCAGGAGCGGAUGAGAUGGGUACAGAAGAGCUACAUGAUCUACAACUACUGUACGGACACCAACAGGUUCCCUCAGGGUCUCCCAAAGGAAUGCAUUGCCGCGUAGAGCUAUAUAUAUAUAUAUUCUUUGUUUGUUGUAUAUCGUAAAUCUUUAUUUAUUUAUUUUUGGGCAGAUCAAAUUUUGUUUUAUCAAUUCGAUUGUAAUUCUUUGGCGGUGAAUUUGAGUAACAUGGCUAGCUUUCCAUCUA
This is a messenger RNA of Tarenaya hassleriana, 1083 nucleotides long. Its product is annotated as probable xyloglucan endotransglucosylase/hydrolase protein 23. The transcript has 3 exons. Lineage: Eukaryota; Viridiplantae; Streptophyta; Magnoliopsida; Brassicales; Cleomaceae. Gene Ontology annotation, cellular component: cell wall; apoplast. Gene Ontology annotation, biological process: cell wall biogenesis; xyloglucan metabolic process. Bases 69 to 941 code for a protein of 290 amino acids. Gene Ontology annotation, molecular function: xyloglucan:xyloglucosyl transferase activity; hydrolase activity, hydrolyzing O-glycosyl compounds. The record is from RefSeq and is a predicted model, not a curated record.